Molecule: messenger RNA, 3187 nt
Organism: Chelmon rostratus (copperband butterflyfish)
Lineage: Eukaryota; Metazoa; Chordata; Actinopteri; Chaetodontiformes; Chaetodontidae
Product: zinc finger protein 2-like
Exons: 2
Coding region: 78-2438 (786 amino acids)
Biological process (GO): regulation of transcription by RNA polymerase II
Molecular function (GO): DNA-binding transcription factor activity, RNA polymerase II-specific; RNA polymerase II cis-regulatory region sequence-specific DNA binding
Source: RefSeq, a predicted model, not a curated record
UGGGAACGCACGUCCAGUUAGCUCGAGAAGUUUGAUGAAGUCUCAGGAGGAAAAAGUGUCUCAGUUGUAACUGAACUAUGGCUUCAGUCCAAAGUAUGAGACAGUUUGUCUGUGACCGACUAACUGCGGCUGCUCAAGAAAUAUUGGGAGCCUUUGAAAAGAAAAUUGAAGCUUACGAGUCAGAAAUCGUUCGCCAGCGCAGAGUGUUGGACUCCGUUGUCACGACUGAGACGAAGUUACACGAAACAGAGCUCACACAGACAUCUGUUGAUGAGGAUGACGAGGCUCUUCUGAACCAGCAGCAGCACUGUAACCAAGAGAUGAACUCCAGUUUGGUCCCACCAGAUCAUUCACAGAUUAAAGAGGAACAUGAGGAAAGGUGUGUCAGUCAGGAACGACAGCAGCUUGCGCUGCAACCGGAGACUUCAACUUGUACGGAAAGUGUCCACAGUGGUCACUCUCAGGCUUUGGACCCUGACCAAAUGAUGGGUAAAGAUCCUCAAUCAAGCAUCUCAAACAAAGAUAUAUUAUCUGGAUCUGACAGGGAGAGUUCUGCAGUAUUGGCAGCUGAGAGCCAAGAUGACAUAACUUGUACCCAUAGAAGUGCAACACCAAGAGGACUUCCUGUGUCAACACCAAAUAAGAAAAGCAAUGGUGAGAAUACAUCAGCUAGUACAGAGAAGACGUUAGGUGAUAAAACCAGCGAUUGGAACUCAACAUCAGGAACACAUACUGAGCCAACAGCAAAUAACAAAUGUAACAGUAAGGCCACAACAUCAACUAGUGGCACUGAGCUAACAGCAAAUGAGAGACAUUAUGAUGAGAACCCAACAUCAGAAGUAAAUAGUGAGUCAGUACCAAAUAAGAAAGGUCAGGAUAGGAACACAACAUCAGCUACAAGUACUGAGCAAACGUCAAAUAACAAAUGUAAUGAUGAGAACACAGCAUCAACCGAUAGUCCAGAGCCAACACCAAAUAAGAAAUGUAACAAUGAGAACACAACAUCAAAUGGAGAUACUGUGCCAACAGCAAAUAAGAAAAACAGUGAUGGGAAUAAAACAUCACCAGGAAGUGCUGAGCUGACAUCUUAUGAGAAACACAACAGUGAGAACACAACAUCAAGUAAAAGUACCGAACCAGCACUGAAUAACAAAUCGAACAAUAAGACCACAACAUCAAAUGGAGGCAACAAACUACCAAAUGAGAAAUGUAAUGAUGAGAACCCAACACCAGAAGGGAAUAGUGAGCCAACAAUAAGUAAGAAAAGCCAACAUAGGAGACCAACUUCUACUAGAAGUAUCGAGCCAAUACCAAAAAGGAAUUGUGAAAAUGAGAACAUAAAAUCUGCUAAAAGCAGUUUACCAACACCACCUAAGAAACCCAGUGAUGGGAAAAUAGCAUCAGCCAGAAAUACUGAGUCAACACAAAAUAAGAAAGGUAAUGAUCUGAGCACUGCACCAACCAAAAGUAAUGAGGUAGCACCAAAUAAGAAACCCAACAAUGGAAGGACAAUGUCUACAAGAAGCAAGGAGUCAGUACCUCAUAAGAGACGAAACAAUAGGAGCCCAACAUCAAAUGGAAGCACUGACCUGAAACCAAUUAAGAGACAUAAGGAUGAGAAUAGAUGUACAAAGCGAACACAAAGUGAGAAUUGUGACAAUGAGAGCACAUCAAAUGGAAGUACUAACCCACCACCAAAUAGGACAGAUGGGAACGCCUCAGGCAGUGGUAUCCAGAAUGAAGAUAACCCUUACAAGUGUGACAGUUGCGGUAAAGUGAUGACUAAUUUGAAAAACUACAAAUUUCAUAUGAAAUCCCACACUGUUGAAAAGAAUUUCAAAUGUGACACUUGUGGGAAAAUGUUCAGGGAGAGUUGGGAUUUGAACAAACACAUUGUAAUUCACUCUAUCACAAAGCCUUUCAAAUGCAAGGUCUGCGGAAACGGAUUCAACCGGCGUUUUAAUCUCGACCUGCACGUUAGGGUUCACACCGGGGAAAAGCCGUUCAAGUGCGACACCUGUGAUAAAAGCUUUAGCUCACGCGUGAACAUGAAAAAGCACGCGAGAAUUCACACAGGCGAGAAGCCUUACACCUGCAGCGACUGCGGGAAGGAGUUUGCAGAUUCUUCGUCUUUCAAAAAUCACUCGCGAGUGCAUUCAGGAGAAAAGCCCUUCACGUGUUUAUUUUGCAAGAAAAAAUUUGCCACCAGGACGACUUUGAAAAGGCACUCCAGAACGCACACUGGUGAAAAGCCAUAUAAGUGCAACCUGUGUGACAAGUUGUUUGGUCAUAGAACAGACCUGAAAGGACAUGUGAGGACACACACUGGGGAGAAGCCUUACAUAUGCAGCACCUGUGGAGGUCAGUUCUCCAGCUGGUUAAAACUCAACAAACACAAGCAUGUUCACAAAAGCGAUGCACAAAACGGCUCUGCUUAAAAACAAGUCUGCAUUUGACGCACAAUACCUAUGAUAAGAUGCAUACAGUACAAAGAUGUUUAAUGUUCAAACUGAUAAACUUUACUGUUGACAGUCUGUCAUUUUUUUCUGUAAGUAUUAACUCAUCUCUGAAUGUGAUGGCUGCAGCACAUUCCAGAGGAGGUUGGCUGGGACAUGUUUGCUUCUGGGUUACAUCAUAUUUUUGGUGCAAUGUGUAAGAUAUGGCUGUAAUUUUAGUUAAAACUGUUAAAGCAGUUCUGACAGUUUGUUAAAACUGUUUAAGUAUUGUGUUGCAGAGACAUCUACUGAAGCUAGCAUGCUACGGCCCGUCCUGUCUCAUAAUACCACCUCAAGAGGUGAUAGUCCAGUAUAGCCCCCUGUAGUUUCAGCUGGGAGAUGCAACACAGAGAAAUUCUCAAAAAAGUCACACACUGUACACAGAAAUCGUUGACAUUAUUGUAUUUGGAAAACGAGGAGAAGAAACACUGCCUCUCUGUUGUAUGAAUGACUUAACUCCUUGGUAACUAUGAAUGUAUUGUGAAUGUUUUAUUUCAUCAGCACAUUUUAGUCAGCUUUUUUCCUUAAACAGUGUGGUUGUAAUGUUGAUGCUUGCAAUUUGCACUUUGGGCAGCUGAUGCACAAACAUGAAUCACAAGUCACUUCUUGCAGGUAUAAUGUGCCUUCACUGAAGCGUGCAGCUCUCUACCCUCUUUCAGUUUGCUAAAUUUCAUCUUUGAUGAUAAUCAAUA